CUCUAACCCUAAGGCCUACUUGCGUGACUUCAUGUUCAGAACGCUCAAGUUUUACAUUUAAACACAACCCAAUUGGUACAAUGGAAGGAAAGGAGUCUCCUGAACGCGCAAAUUCGUCGAGUCCUUCUACGUCACAAACGGCGUCCGGAGCAUUCACUCAUUUUCAACCAUACGCACGCUCCAAGGGACCUAUUCUUGGUCUGGGGACAUUAUUUGCAGUCUCAGCCAUCAUUCCAUCCACUGUCGUUCAUCCAAAUGUUUACUUUCCUCCAUAUCUCCACCGGGUCGGCUUCUCCCUGGUUUUUGGUGGCGCCGCGUAUGUCCUAGGGGCUGGUGACGCAAGGAACGGCAGCGGAAUAGCUACUGCUUGGUCAUUGACAUACCUCUUCUUGCACCUGCGGCAGUCCCUAAAACCACCAUUUUAUCCAAUAACACUUGCAAUGACGGCAGGCACAGCUGCAUGUGCAGCUUUGUAUGGCACAGAAUAUUUCAUGUACCAGACCUGAGUCACAGAACUUCUUUGGUCCUUCCGAUCAUCCUUACGCCCACUGUUUUUACGCCACGAUGGAAGGGCAUGUCUGUGGAGUCACUAAAAUGAUGGCUAUCAAUAAACUUUUACCUCGUGUUGCUAAGUCAGGCCGGGCCGCGGCUGUGAAUGGACGGGACUAAUUGCUUGGUAUCUACCCC
Molecule: messenger RNA, 687 nt
Organism: Suillus subaureus
Lineage: Eukaryota; Fungi; Basidiomycota; Agaricomycetes; Boletales; Suillaceae
Exons: 4
Coding region: 81-506 (141 amino acids)
Cellular component (GO): mitochondrion
Source: RefSeq, a predicted model, not a curated record